UUUGUCAAAAUGGAGUUGCAUUUGAUUUUUUGUUUGCGGGGUUGGAUUUUCCAGCUCUUAAAGAAUUACCAAAUGGAAUUUGUCAAUCUGGCCGGCGUUAGUCGUAGUUUAUACUUGCACGUUUCUUUAACUCUAUCUGCUUACUUUAUCGUGGUUCGUCGAUCGCUCGAGUUCGUGUUCCAUCGCUCGAUCAUUUUGGUGAGAUUUUCUUUCAACUUAUAUUGAAAGUCUCUGAUCAUCUAACCCGCUAUGAAAGUAUGUUAAUUUGUUUAGAUGUUCGCCAGCAGUAGUUUGUUGUUUGAUGUAUCGUUUUUUUCCCGAUUUGAUGAGUUGCAUUAAAAAUUGCUGCAUUGUUUUACGAAUCUUAUGUGUAGGUUUCUUUUCCAAUUCGAUCAAGUCGUUACAAAUUUGAUUUAGGUUCUGAAGGAAAGUUCAAUUCUAGUGAAAAUUGGAAAUCUAUCCUUCAAGACGACAAUGAUGUUAGGGUUCACCUUCACUUAAUCUGCUAGUAGAACUGUUGAAUCAUGAAAUAUAUUGCAAAAUAACAUGCAGAUCAGGAGAUUAUUACCCUUCGUUUUACUAAUUCCAUUGCUCCAUUUCCCCCAAAUCAAUAACAUCUUUAGAUUACAGACAGUUCAGGGGGUCAAUUGGACUUUCAGAGACUCAAUUGUUGAAAUGUAUCUCUAUUUUGAAUACUAUUUCUUCAAUUACUCUUUCUGCCUUUAAGGGAUGGCUGUGGUACUAAUGGGUGUAAGCGGUGUGGGGAAAUCAACAAUAGGAGAAUUGCUUGCGAAAACUCUAAACUGUAGCUUCAUCGAUGCCGAUGAUUUUCAUCCACAAUCAAACAAAGAAAGACAAGAUGAAGAACAGGAUCCCUUUAUCAAAUGAAGAUCGUAUCCCAUGGCUUGAAGUGCUUCGGGAUUUAUUGAAUGCAAGCUUGGUGAGUGGCAAGAUUGUAAUUCUUGGGUGUUCUGCCCUUCAGAAAAAAUAUAGGGACAUUCUUAGAUCUGCUGACCCGAAUUUUAAGGGUGAUUAUUUGUGUGAAAAAUGUGUUGUGAAGUUUGUUUUGUUGGAUGUUGGGGUGGAGUUGCUUAUGAAUCGAGUGACGAAAAGAGUGGCAGAAGGGAACCAUUUUAUGCCUGCUGAAUUGCUUCAGUCGCAAAUCGAUUUACUUGAGGUUGAUGUGUCUGAAGGGAUACAUAAAGUUGAUGCUUCAAGGAGUCCUCAAGAUAUUGUUGAUGAGAUUAAAGCGUUGGUAUUCUGAUCUAAAGUAUAUUGAUGUUGCUGUUGAUUGUAUUGCUAUUAUUCUACAACACCAAUUAUUUACUCUAAUACAUGUAUAUUCCAUUUAUGUUUCACUAAUCAAAAAGCAACUUUAAAUAA
This is a messenger RNA of Lactuca sativa (garden lettuce), 1383 nucleotides long. Lineage: Eukaryota; Viridiplantae; Streptophyta; Magnoliopsida; Asterales; Asteraceae. The record is from RefSeq and is a predicted model, not a curated record.